Molecule: messenger RNA, 999 nt
Organism: Gregarina niphandrodes
Lineage: Eukaryota; Apicomplexa; Conoidasida; Eugregarinorida; Gregarinidae
Product: enolase
Exons: 1
Biological process (GO): glycolytic process
Cellular component (GO): phosphopyruvate hydratase complex
Molecular function (GO): phosphopyruvate hydratase activity; magnesium ion binding
Source: RefSeq, a predicted model, not a curated record
AUGUCUGCUAAGAUCGUUUCAGUUCACGCUCGUCAAAUCCUAGACUCCAGAGGUAACCCUACUGUUGAAGUGGAUCUUACUACCGAGCAAGGGUGCUUCAGAGCCGCUGUGCCUUCUGGUGCUUCCACAGGUAUAUACGAAGCUCUUGAACUUCGCGACGGUGACAAAUCCACCUACCUUGGUAAGGGAGUUUUGAAGGCGAUCAAUAAUGUGAACACAAUCAUUGCUCCUGCGCUUGUGGGAAAGGAUGCUACGGACCAGGCGGGUCUGGACAAGCUCAUGGUUGAAAGUCUUGACGGAACUCAGAACGAGUGGGGUUGGUGCAAACAGAAGCUUGGAGCGAAUGCCAUUCUCGCUUGCUCAAUGGCCAUUUCAAGGGCAGGUGCUGCUGCUUCCAAGAUGCCCCUUUACAAAUAUGUUGCCAAACUCGCUGGCAAACCCACUGAAAAGUUCUGCCUCCCUGUGCCAGCUUUUAACGUGAUUAAUGGUGGCUCUCAUGCCGGGAAUAAGCUAGCAAUGCAGGAGUUCAUGAUUCUGCCUGUUGGAGCCUCCUCGUUUUCGCAAGCUGUUCAGAUGGGUGCUGAGGUCUAUCACAACCUCAAGAGCAUCAUCAAGAAGCAGUACGGCAUGGAUGCCACCAACGUUGGAGAUGAGGGUGGAUUCGCUCCGUCCAUUCAGGACAAUUUCGAAGCUCUCAACCUUCUCGUGGAAGCCAUUAAGGCGGCUGGACAUGAUGGUAAGGUGAAGAUUGGUACCGAUAUUGCCGCUUCCGAGUUCUUCAAGGAGGGUGGGAUGUACGACUUGGAUUUCAAGAACAAGGACUCCGACAAAUCGAAGUGGCUAAAGGGAGACCAACUUGUUAAGGUGUACAUGGAGUUCGUUGACAAGUACCCUAUGGUGUCCAUUGAAGAUCCUUUCGAUCAGGACGACAUUGCAGCUUGGACGAACAUGCAGAAGGAGCUUGGAAGCAAGAUCCAGAUUGUCGGUGAUGAUCUGCUC